Molecule: messenger RNA, 1539 nt
Organism: Ylistrum balloti
Lineage: Eukaryota; Metazoa; Mollusca; Bivalvia; Pectinida; Pectinidae
Product: carbonic anhydrase 14-like
Exons: 8
Coding region: 1-1392 (463 amino acids)
Cellular component (GO): plasma membrane
Molecular function (GO): carbonate dehydratase activity; zinc ion binding
Source: RefSeq, a predicted model, not a curated record
AUGCUGGAGAUAACUUUUGUGUGCACUUUCCUUCUCAGCCUGAUCACCUGGACAGGUGCGUCAGACUGGUCCUACCAUGGAAACAGAGGGACACAUGAAUGGGACAAGCUGUUCCCUGGAGCAUGCGCGGGGAAACACCAGUCACCCAUCAACAUUAUAACUAGGAAAACUACCUACAAUGACAAACUCAGUGAUUUCGCUCUGUUUCACGACCCACCGAAAGACGGGUCAAAGUUCAACAUACUUAACAAUGGACAUGCUGUACAGGUAAACCUGUUUGGGCCAUUCUUUGUGGCUAACGGUGGCCUCCCAUCCAUCUAUACCACGGCCCAAUUCCACUUCCACUGGGGCCAUGCAAACCACCAUGGAUCCGAGCAUUACAUCAAUGGUCGCGCCAGUCCUAUAGAGCUACACAUAGUGAACUAUGAUUCCGAGACCUAUGAUACUAUUGCUGAUGCUAUGGUGAAGCACCAGGGGUUAGCAGUAUUAGGAGUUAUGUUUGAGAUUAGUGAGCGAGACAACCCAGCCCUCACACCAAUCAUUGAUGCCUUGGAUAUGAUCCAGGAUCCAGAUAUCAAUAUGGAGGUAGAGAUUCCAGCCACAAGAUUGCGUGAUUUCUUGCCAGAAGACACCAGUAAAUAUUAUCGUUACAAUGGGUCUCUGACCACACCGGGCUGCUUCGAAAGUGUCAUCUGGACAAUAUUUGAAGAUAAACAGACCAUUUCGUUUAAACAGCUCUCAAAGUUUAGAAAUUUGUUGGAAAAGAAACACAGGAAGCAUGGUGGUCAUUCUCGUAGAAGCCGAAGACAUAUGAAGCGAGGCUCAGCGGCAGCUCUUGAUGAGGCUGGAAUCAAAGGCAACAUUGCAGAGGAGCUGGAACUAGAGGCAGCACUGAAACGUGAAUUAGCAACUCACACUGAUGAACCACAUCACCAGGAUCCAGUUGGUCAUGCAAACAUUGGAGAAACACCAACCAAAUUUCAGUUAUAUGAUGAAGAAGUUCCUAAAGAGGCUCAGACUGAUACAGAGAUGAAACCAACUACUGAAGACCAUGAGGAUCAUGAUGAGGAAGCUACCCCCGCGCCAAAACCAAACCAUCAUCAUCAUCCAGACCAUCACCAUGGAAAUAGUGCUGGUACAGAGAUUGAGGUGGAAGAAGUAGAAAUGAUACAGGAAUACCUUGUAAACAACUUUAGGCCAGUUCAGCCCCUAAACGGUCGUAUUAUUCAACGCAGUUUUGAAUUUGAAGAUGUCAGAGUUCGCCAAAUUCAUGGAUCCACUCGAUCUCGAAAUUACAACAGUUAUGAAGUACACAAUGCUGGAAACCCAUUACACAUAUCACAUGUAGUCAUUCUUGUGUCAGCCAUAUUGUCCGUUAUCAUGUAUCUAUAAAUGCGUACAGAAAUGUGUGAAUACAUCCUCUAACUAUACAACCCUAGAAGACUAUAGUGGACCUUUAUACAGCUGUGUUGACUGUAGCAGGAAAUAUAUCAUCAUACUUUGCAGCUACCACAUCCAUCAUCAUCCAUGUCAAGUUCU